UGUAGCGCUUGUACAUAUCUUUCUUCCCAAUUGUACUUUCCUAUUCUCACUUCCAUUAUUAUUGUACAGUUUUGUUUUAACUGACCAACGACCGAACAACACUUUUUUCGGGUUUCGAUUCGUCUUCUGGUUUCCGCUACGCGUGUUGUGCUGUUGGUCGUCGUCUGUCUGCUAGCCUCGUCCAUCGAUCAUCGGAUCUAACGCGUCGAUUUAUUGUGCCGACUAAGUUCCGUCUUCCGACCAGAUUGUGCGACUAACUGACAGCCUAGCGAAGAUCGUGCUUUACCUAAGGUCAGCUACAGCAUUCUUAUUUGUAAACUGAGUUCUUAUAUGUAGUUAAGCCCUUUCCGUUUGGCUUUUCCACUACAUAUUUGGUGACCCCGUUUUCAUUUUUUGAAAGCUCAGAACUCCUUUUUUUUGUGACUUGACUAUGUCGGACCACGAUCACAGCACUGACAUUUCAGAAAAUUUUGUUGGUUUUUCCUUCCCUGCCUUCGAUUCUUCUAAUCCUCACGUGUGGUUUUUACAGUUGGAAGCUCUUUUUCGCAUACGCCGUAUUAGUUCUCAGUCCUUAAUGUUCGCACAUGUCACUUCCCAGCUUCCUACCCACAUCGCAACUGACCUUAUAGACUUGCUCGAUCCGAUUCCGGCUGACGCACCUUACGAUAAACUCAAAGCCGCCAUAUUAAAGCGCACUACGGCCUCCGAGGAAGCUAGACUUCGACAAUUACUUUCCGGUCUUGAACUAGGCGAUCGCACGCCGUCACAACUUCUCAGGCACAUGCGUACGUUGGUCGGUUCCUCUAAGGUCGAUGACACGAUUCUGCGACAGCUCUGGACGAAAUGUCUUUCAUCGAACACCUCAGCUCUUCUCGCCGUCUUCGCAGAUGAUUUGUCUUUGGACAAACUGGCUGAAACAGCAGACAAAGUUCAUGAGCACUUUCAUCAACCCUCAGCAUGUCACGCAGUUGAGUCGACCAUUAACGCGGAUCUUAGGACUGACCCGAUUAAAACCAUUUCUGAGAGGUUAUCGAAGCUGGAGCUCGCCAUCUCGAGCAUUAAUCGCUACCGUGGUAGAAGCCCUAGACGCUCCUCUCGAAAUAGACGUAGCCCCGCCAGGAGUUCCAAACGUCAUUUCUGUUGGUACCACCACCGUUUUGGCGAUGAUGCAAGGAAUUGCCGACCUGGUUGUAAGCAUCCGAAGGCAUUCCACAAACCGCAGCAGGGAAACCUCCACGCCAGCCAGUGAUGGCGACGGCUGCGUCUGGCCAAGCUUACAGUCGCCUACUUUACGUCUACGAUUCCUCAACCAAUUUGAACUUCUUGGUUGACACCGGUGCCGAGGUCAGCGUUAUUCCUCGUUCUGCAGAAAAACGCAACCUACUUCCAACCGGACUGACAUUGCAGGCGGCGAACAAUACCAAGAUCCAUACAUACGGCCAGAAAAUGUUGACUCUUAACCUUGGUCUUCGUCGAAGUUUUCCCUUUGUUUUCCUCAUCGCCGACGUCCAACGCCCUAUCCUUGGUGUUGAUUUCCUUACCAAGUUUGGCCUGAUCGUGGACCCGCGUAACCGUAAACUGUGCGAUAGUUUGACAUCCUUGUCCGUUUCGGGUAAAGUCACUUCGAUCAGUUCGAUCGGUCUUCGCUUGGCAUUGCCCGCCGACAAUGUGUUUACCAAACUAUUACUGCAAUUUCCUGCUCUUUGUCAAUCGCCUAAUGACUUUCCUGAGCCUAAGCACGAAGUUACGCACCACAUCAUAACACAUGGACCUCCAGUAACCGCCCGACCUCGACGAUUACCUCCAGACAAGCUCGCUACUGCCAAGGCAGAGUUCGAACAUAUGCUUCGUCUCGGUAUCGUUCGUCCUUCCAAUAGCCCAUGGUCCUCCCCGCUUCAUAUGGUUCCCAAAAAGUCCAGUGGCGACUGGAGACCUUGCGGAGAUUACCGUGCACUAAACAAUGCCACCGUCCCCGAUAGAUAUCCGGUUCCGCACAUCCAUGAUUUUUCAACUGGUUUACAUGGAAGAACAGUUUUCUCUAAGAUUGACUUGGUGCGUGCAUACCACCAAAUUCCGGUUGCUCCCGACGAUAUUCCGAAGACCGCUAUAACCACACCAUUUGGUCUUUAUGAAUUCGUUCGCAUGCCAUUUGGUCUACGAAAUGCCGCACAGACUUUCCAAAGGUUUAUCGAUCAAGUCCUUAGAGGGCUCGACUUCGUCUACGCCUACAUUGACGAUAUCCUUGUGGCCAGUUCCAAUCAUGAUGAGCACCUGUUACAUCUCCGAUCGAUUUUCGAACGCUUUGCUCAGUACGGCGUUACGAUCAAUGUUGACAAAUGUGUUUUUGGCCAAAGUUCUGUUGAUUUUUUGGGCCACCGAAUUGAUUGCAAUGGUAUUAGUCCACUCCCCGAGAAAGCACAAGCGAUUGCAGACUACCCCAUGCCUCAAUCUUUCAAAAGUCUCCGUCGUUUUCUCGGCAUGGUAAAUUACUACAGCCGUUUCAUACCAGAUUGCUCUGGGCUACUCCAGCCAUUGACCGAUUUACUUAAAGGCAAGUCACGGAAAUUCGAGCCAACUGAGGAAGCUAUCGAUGCAUUCGACAAGAUCAAGCACGCGUUGUCCAACGCUACCGCGCUUAGUCAUUUGAAGACUGAUGUUGAUGCCACUCUGAUCCUCAAGACUGAUGCAUCUCAGACCGCCGUUGGGGCUGUUCUCCAGCAGGUAAUCAACGGUCAACCUGAGCCGCUAUCCUUCUUCUCUCGUAAACUCCAGCCAGCACAGACGCGAUACAGCACAUUCGGUCGAGAACUUUUAGCUAUCUACCUCGCUAUCAAACAUUUUCGACACCUGCUUGAAGGUCGCACUUUUACCAUUCUUACAGACCAUAAACCACUUGCUUUUGCUUUCCGUGGUUCAUCCGACCGUUUCUCCCCCAGAGAAAUUCGUCAUUUGGAUUACAUUUCACAGUUUUCUACCGACAUUCGCCAUGUCGAUGCUGCCAAUAACGUUGUCGCCGAUGCCAUGUCACGUAUAUGUCUUCACGAAGUUUCACGGCAGAACAUUAACUUAGAAGACAUAGCAGCUCAUCAGGAAGGAGAUCCUGAGUUUGUGCAACUAAGAUCAAAUCCGUCGAUCAAAAUCUCACAGUUGCCAAUUCUUAACUCAGACUCCAAAAUUUACUGUGAUAUUUCUACUGGCAAGCCCCGGCCUUUUGUCCCUCAGCAGUACCGCCGAAUCGUCUUUGACCACCUGCAUGGAAUCUCACACCCGAGCAUCCGAGCCACCGUCAAGCUAAUCACUGAUCGCUUCAUUUGGCACAACAUGCGCUCCGAGAUCCAGCAGUGGGCCAAACAUUGUAUCACUUGCCAAACCAGCAAGAUCCACCGUCACACGAUUACCGUCCCCGGCACGUUUGCCCUUCCCGACGCUCGUUUCAAACAUGUUCAUCUUGACAUCGUUGGACCCUUGCCUCCAUCCAACGGUUUUGUCUACUUAUUGACAUGUGUUUAUCGUUAUACGCGUUGGCCACUUGCCGUGCCUUUACGUGAUGCUUCUACAGAGACGGUGGCGCGAACAUUCAUUGAGAAUUGGAUUUCCGUCUUUGGCACACCAGCCACUAUUACAACCGAUAGAGGCUCCCAAUUCAAUUCGGCCUUGUUUCGUGACAUGAACCGCUUGCUCGGUUGUUCCCACCUACGGACAACCGCUUAUCACCCAGCUGCUAAUGGCAUCGUUGAACGUUUCCAUCGUCAACUUAAAGCUGCGCUUACUGCUUCACAGUCGAAUUCACAAUGGUCAGAACGUCUACCGAUUAUCUUGCUUGGUAUUCGUAACACCAUUAAAGAAGACAUUGGUUGUUGUCCCGCUGAGUUGGUCUUUGGCACUACUCUCAGGCUUCCUGGAGAAAUGGUGCUAGACUCAAGGGUUACUGGAGAAGUUGAUCCGACUUCAUACGUCACACGCCUGAGGCAGCACUUCAGUACAAUUCGUCCAACGCCACCUCGAAUCAGUCCUCGGAGUCAACAGGUACACCCGGAUUUGCGCACUUGCCCCUUCGUUCUCGUGCGCGUCGAUUCCGUCCGUAAACCUCUGACACCGCCUUACGAGGGCCCCUUCAAGGUUGUUGCCCGGAAAGAGAAGUACUUCGUGCUGGAUAGAAAUGGUUAUCAGGAUACUGUGUCUAUUGACCGCCUGAAGCCGGCGUACAUUGAGUCGCGAUCUUUACCGAAACCCACAGACAUUCCUGUCACCGACCAGCCCACCUUCCCAAGUACGCCUCCUACUCAGCCCAUGUCUGACACCUCUGUUCCCUCUUCUGCACCCCAAGCAUCUCACGACAUAAACUCGAAAUCGCAUCAUCGAACACGCUUCGGACGUACAGUUGUUCUCCCUUCCAGACUACGGUAAAUGACACCCAAGUAUCGAGCUUUCGUCUCAGUGACUCACGCUCUAGGGGGGGAGUUCUGUAGCGCUUGUACAUAUCUUUCUUCCCAAUUGUACUUUCCUAUUCUCACUUCCAUUAUUAUUGUACAGUUUUGUUUUAACUGACCAACGACCGAACAACACUUUUUUCGGGUUUCGAUUCGCCUUCUGGUUUCCGCUACGCGUGUUGUGCUGUUGGUCGUCGUCUGUCUGCUGGCCUCGUCCAUCGAUCAUCGGAUCUAACGCGUCGAUUUAUUGUGCCGACUAAGUUCCGUCUUCCGACCAGAUUGUGCGACUAACUGACAGCCUAGCGAAGAUCGUGCUUUACCUAAGGUCAGCUACAGCAUUCUUAUUUAUAAACUGAGUUCUUAUAUGUAGUUAAGCCCUUUCCGUUUGGCUUUUCCACUACAUAGCUACUUCUGUCAC
Messenger RNA from Dicrocoelium dendriticum, 4848 nucleotides. NCBI's taxonomy places the organism in Eukaryota, Metazoa, Platyhelminthes, Trematoda, Plagiorchiida, Dicrocoeliidae. The record is from the annotation of a GenBank genome assembly.